This is a messenger RNA of Effrenium voratum, 2895 nucleotides long. NCBI's taxonomy places the organism in Eukaryota, Dinophyceae, Suessiales, Symbiodiniaceae. The record is from the annotation of a GenBank genome assembly.
AUGGAUGCGGACGAGCUGCAGCCCUUGCUGCUUCGGUACUCGCUGCGCCACGCGGCGCCGGAGCCGGAGCCGGCGGCUCCCCAGCAGCGCUAUGCGAGCCAAGACUUCUGGGACGCGAGGUUUCAGGACAGCGAGGGCCUCUUCGAUUGGUACGCGACCUAUGAGGAGCUGAGGGACGCCUUUGAGGAAUUCUGCCCGCCGAGCCGCGACAAAGUCCUCGUGGUGGGGUGCGGCAACUCGGCCUUCAGUGCGGAGUUGCUGGUGGCGGGGUAUGGGGACAUCACCAGCAUCGACAUCUCCUCCGCCGCCAUCGAGAAGAUGCGGAAGCAGUUCCCUCAGCCGGGCCUCACCUGGCGCGCCAUGGACUGCACGCAGCUGGCUUUUGGGGCGGACAGCUUCCGCCUGGCCUGUGACAAGGGGACCUUGGAUGCCUUGAUGAGCGGCGCAAGGGAUUCGGCCCAGCAGAUGGUCAGGGAAGUGUGGCGGGUGCUGGAGCCGGGGGGCUUCUUCGUCCUGGUCUCCCACAGCGGCCGGCGCUUGCCGCUGCUCCGCGAGAGCCUCGGCGAAGCGGGAGGCGCCUGGCGCUGCCUGGAGCGGCGCAAGGCGCGGCUCUCGCCGCAGGCCACCUUCAUCAACGCGCUGCGUGCGUCGCUGGCGCCGGGACGGCCGCUGGCGGAGGCAUUCCAAAAUCCGGAGGUGCUGCAGAAAGCCGCGGAGGAUGCCCGGGCGGCGCUGAAGAGGAUGGCCUUCCUGGACGCGUUUCGGCUCUUCAAAGCCAGGAAGCGGGGCGCGAGAAAGGACGCGGACGCGGAGGAGAAGGAGGUGGAGUCAGAGGAGGUUGGGUCAGAUCCAAAGUUGGCUAUCCGGCAGGAGCCGGAGGGCGAGAAGUCGCGGCUCCAGCCUUUCUGCUCCCUGGACGUUUUUGCGAGGGUCACUGGUCACGAGGUGGGUAUGCGGCUCCAUGCCAUGUACAAGGGCGACAGCGAGUACUACCCCGCGCAGAUCACCAACAUCAACAACAACAAGGGCUUGAAGAAGAAGAGGACGCCAGUGAAGGUGCACUACAUGGGCUAUGGAGAGGAGGAAGACGCCUGGCUGCCCCUGGACAUGCUGAAGUGCAAGGCUCUCAAGGGACAGGAAGAAGCGAAGCCUGCGAAAGCUGCGGCGCCCAAGGCCAAGGCCAAGGCCAAGGAGAAGGGCAUGCGCCUCCAGGCGGAGGCCGAUGGCAAGUACUGGUCCGCCGAGGUGGUGGCGGUGUCUCUGAAGCGCAAGGGCGCUCCUGUGAAGGUCACCUACAUUGGCUACGACAAGCAGUACGAUGCGCCUGGGAACGUGGAGUGGCUCGGGGCGGACCGGCUGCGCUCCAAGGCCAUCGUGCCAAAGGGCAAGGACGGGGGUUCUGGUGCGUCCCCGGCAGCCUUCGGGGCGGUGAUGCCGAUGCCUGCGAAGAAGCUGCUGCUGGUGAAGCCCAAGAUCAAGGCGCCCCUGGACCCAGGCUUUUGCCCGUUGGUCCUGGCCAAGCACAAGUAUUUGGAGGCGGCCAAGGAGUGCAAGGACAAGCUCACCUUCGCACUGCCCCGCGCCGACGGCUGCGCGCGCUACGCGCUGCCGGUCUUCCCCGACGGCACGAGGGACGCGAGGGCCUCCGCGUACCUGGCUGGCGUCAUCAUCCAGGAGAUCAUGUGGCAACGCAGCGCCUCCGGCCUGAUCAUGCACGGCCCCCCGAAGAUCUGCAAGUUCCUGCAGACGAAGUGCUUCGCGAAGGGCGGGGCCUACGAGUUCGAGGUGAUGUCUAUGCCCAAGGUCUGCGGCACCCCCGACUCGCCCUUCGAGGUGAAGGUGGUGGAGAACGAGUCCGACAUCCCGGAGGCCUUCGACACACCUCAGGUCUGCGGCAAGGACGCCGGCGGCUGCCGCCUCGCCUUCGAUUUGGGUAAGAGUGACAUCAAGACGGUGGCCGUCAAGGACAACGAGGUCGUCUACUCCAAGGAAACGGAGUGGGACGUCACGAACCCUGACCCUCAGUACCACUACGACGCCAUCCUUGCGGCGCUGAAGAUCGCGAAGGAGAGCCUUCCCAAGGUGGACGCCAUCGGCGGCUCCGCCACCGGCACCGUCUCCGGGAAGAACGAGGCGACCUGGUGCGACAUUUUUCCCAACGUGCCCCCGGACGUCUACAAGGAGAAGGUGGUGGACAUUUUCAUCCGCCUGGGCAAGGAGAUUGCCGGUGACGUGCCGCUGAAGGUCAUCAACGACGGAGAGGUCACGGCCCUGGCCGCGGUGCAGAAGAUCAAGGACGGCAACGUCAUGGGCAUCUCCAUGGGCAGCUCCGAGGGUGCCGGCUACGCCAACAAGGAGGGCAACUUGAUGGGCUGGAUCAGCGAGCUCUGCUACGUCCGCCUGGACCUGAACCCGAAGGCGCCCACGGACCCCUGGUCCAAGGGUGCCCACCGGGGCCUGAGUCACAUGUACCUGGGCCAGCGCGGCACCACCAAGCUGGCGGCCAAGGGCGGCGUGGAGGUGCCAGCCAACCUCAAGUACCCCCACCCGGACAUGUGCACCAUCAAGCACGAGAACCACGCCCAGUGCCUGAAGCUGAUCCAGGAGGCUAUGAAGUCGGAUAAGGAGGCGGAGGUCACCAAGAUCUACGAGACGGUGGGGGUGUACCUGGGCUACGCGCUGGCGCAGUACUGCGAGUUCUACACGAUCGAGCACGUGAUGAUUCUUGGGCGUGUGAGCAAGGGCAAGGGCGGCGACAUCAUGCUGGACACGGCGAAGAAGGUCCUGGAGGCGGAGUUCCCGCAGUUCGCCAACAUCACGUUCCACACCGCGGACGACCACUUCAAGGCGGUCGGCCAGUGCAUUGCCGCCGCUGCUCUGCCGGAGAUCAAGUGA